Lineus longissimus is the source of this 4625-nucleotide messenger RNA. Its product is annotated as tudor domain-containing protein 5-like. The record is from RefSeq and is a predicted model, not a curated record. NCBI's taxonomy places the organism in Eukaryota, Metazoa, Nemertea, Pilidiophora, Heteronemertea, Lineidae. The transcript has 22 exons. Bases 199 to 3825 code for a protein of 1208 amino acids.
UUUCAAGCCGUGUGAAAAACUUGAGCUUGUAAACAUUUUCAGAAUUUUUUUGUCAUUUUCACCACUUUCAACAUAAUAUUUUCCCAAAGUCGUCUAACCAUCGUGAGCCUAUUACAUUAUUUUAUAAACUAUAUACGGUACCGGUACCUGAAUGAGUGGUGCAGAUAUACAGUAAUAGGUACUGGCAAGGAAUAAAUAAUGCCAACACAGGGCAAGGCAGAUCUCCUUUCGAGUACCAAGAAGAAAGUACGGGCGCUUCUCCUGUCUGCUAAAAAUGGAUUGCUUCUGCGGGAAUUUAUAACAGAUUACAAAGAUCUGAUCGGACAGCCGUUCCCAUAUCGUGAGAUUGGAUUCCCGACGGUAGAGUCAUGCCUGCAGGAAAUGAAAGAUGUUGUCUGGAUACAGCACCAACGCAAUGGCGAUGUCAAACUCAGGGGUGUUGCCGACGAAACCACGCAACACAUCGCAGAGUUGGUGUCGAAACAAAAGUCAAAAAAAUCUGGUGGGCGAUCACGGGUGCUGCCAUUGAAAACGAAGCAAGCUCUGAUGACAAAACAAAGACUGGAAAGACAGAUGCAGCUGGCUCAGCCAUAUGUCCCUCCGUUUAUAAGGACAAAUAUAUCACAGCUUUUGAAAGAACAUCCUGAUGGUAUUUCAGGGAGCUCAUUCAAUGCUAUAUAUUCUCGACGAUUUGGGACCCAGAUAGACUACAAUCGUCUCAGGUUCAACAAUGUUAAGGAACUUUUGCAGAGUAUUCAAGAUAUUGUCCACAUUGAAACAAUAUUUUCCGGAGGCAUAAGGAUAUUCAGCGUGGACAUGGCUCCGCAAAGUAAACAAGCGCGUCCAGCAGUUGAGCAACAAGGCAAAUAUGUUGUUCCACACUUACGAGGACUGCAGAGUUCUGGUCAGAAUAACAGCCUAGCUUCUCAAGAUUACAGCAAAACUGCAGAACAUUCCAGCAGACUAGUCGAAGAUAAGGACCACAGACCUCAGACAUCUUCCCUUGCUAAGCGAAGUAGUCCAAGUGAGCGUGAGAAGUCAUCUCAUGGCCACAGGCACCAUAGGGAGAAACCUGUUUAUGCUGAUGGCAUUCCUGCUGAUGUGAAGACAAAGUUACAGGCAGUGUUGAAAAGAAGGAAAGCUGGAAUGUUUUCCAGUCGUCUUCAGAGGGAAUUCAAGGACCUUCAUAACGAGGAACUGCCGUUCCAAAAGUUUGGUUUCACAAGCAUCAUCGAGUUUGUGUCAGCGCUGCCUGAUAUCGUAGCGAUCGAGAGACCGAACCCCAAAGGGGACUGGGUGCUGUAUGAUUCAGAGACCAGCAGCCGAAGCUCACAAUCUAUAAAUACUCAACCUGUUCCAAAGAAGGAUUCACAACCCAAGGCCAAUACAGAACUGGAGAAGCGAUUGGUAAAACUCCUCAACACAUAUCCCAAUGGUUUGUUGUCAGCCAUGCUCCCAGAGGUGUACAAGCAAGCCUAUGGCGAGGCCCUGUCUCCAGAAUGGUACAGGUUCAAGUCUAUUGAUGCUAUGAUACGCAGCCUUGCAGAUCGUGUACUGAAACUAUCCUAUCAAGGACAUGGUGACGUCUAUAUCUUUCCUCUGAGUUCGAACAAGUCAGCAGGUGUUCCAGACCCAGCGCCCUCACAGCCAAAUCCCCAGCAAGAGGUCCCAAGGCCGCUUCCACCGGUCCAGGCAUCAUCUAGUCACCAUGGUCAUAUCCCUCCCGAUGCCGUGCUCAGUGGUAGCACGUUUAUUAAACAAAGGAUACCCAAGGAUCCUGAGUACCUGGAAGUGUAUGUGUCGAACGUGACGCAUCCCGGAAAGAUCUGGGUUCAGCUGAAGGGAGUGUCUACCACAGAUUCGUUAGAGGAACUCAUGGAUGCUUUAGAGGAGGUCUACUGCGGCAACGAGUUUGAGCUUUAUAAGAUGCCAGAGGAUUACAUCAUGGUGGGCAUGCCUUGUGCUGUAGUGUUCCCAGAGGAUCAGAAUUGGCAUCGUUGCACCAUCACCUCGGCACCCGAGAACCAGCAAAUUGUGGAUGUGUAUUUCGAAGAUUAUGGAAACACGUGCAGCGUCCACAGGAAUGCCGUCCAUUUUCUGAAGUCGAAGUUCAUGAAGCUUCCGGCGCAAGCUAUUGAAGCAAGACUGGCUAAUAUCACCAUGGCUAAUGGGAAAUUUUGGACGGAGGCAUCGAAAAACUUCCUGUUGAAGUUGGUUGCCAACCAGGCAUUGAUUGCCUAUGUCACAGACUUUAAGUAUGACUAUAUGUCCAUUUGUCUGUGCGACACAAAUGGCAAAGAAGACGUUCACAUUAAUGACCUCCUGAUUGAGGAAUGCCACGCCAAGUUCCAACCAGACAACAUGACGACAGAAGUCUUGAAUGAUCUGCAAGAAGAUCUCACACUUGAGAAAGGAUUGGACUACGCAGGAAUAGAAGCCCCUACUCCACUCAUGGAAGAACUCACCAACAAUAUGGAGGCAAUGGAAAUGGAGAGUGGAAGGCGUUACAUCAAAUUUGUGCGUUUGAACCUGAUGUAUGAUGUCCAUCUAGUCAACUAUAACAACACAGCCUACCUCCCUGGGACAGAGAUAUCAGCUUUCUUCUGGGACACCAACAAGCUUAGGGCUAUGCUUCGUGCGAAGAAGUUGAUUGUUCCAAAUCAAGUUGUUUGCCAGGAGGAUGAUCCUGACCUCUUUGAAGAGUUCAAGCAUUUCCAAGUGAAAGGUUUGAUGGAAGGUGAAGAGGUGAAGCCCUAUACAACCAUCUAUGAGUUAUCUUCUGUGCCUGUGAUUCUGGAUGGCCUCAAACACCCGUCAUUAGAAUUGAAGAACAGCAUCAAGGACUUGAUAGAGAAGUUUGAUGCCGAGGAUUCGUAUUGGAGAGGAGAUGAGCCUGAAAUCAGCUAUGACUCGGAGAGUGAUGCCAUGACAUUUGAUCUCAGUUUGGAGGAUCUCAACCUCAUGUUGAAGGCAAUGCAGUUUAGGAGACAUCGUCUCCUGCAGAACAUGGGUACAUUGAGUACAUUCUCUGAGACGACCGUUGAUGAGGUGAAUGAGGUCGAGAUCCAGAUUAAUGCUAUCCAGGAGAAGAUCAAGUCUGUCUCUGGAAAGGAACAGAAGAAACUGAAGAUGACUGGUGAGAGUACCAGUAAGGCUACAUCCCACAUAGUGAGAGCAGACUCUGACGAGUUCAUACAAAAUUGUUUGGAUAACUUCCAAGUUGGAGGAGGAGACGCAAAUCAUCAAAAUCAGUACGGUGCCAAAUUUGAGGAACCCAGAACACCAAAUAUAAAUCGUGUGGCACCAUUUAUGGAUGCAGCAAUGGCUACCACGAUGACAACAAGUGCUGCCACAACAGGUGAUUCCAGUCACCAGGCCACAAUGGCAGGAGCAGCUCUGCCUUCAACUCAAGGAAACUUCAGCUUUGGUAAUCUCGGUAUGCCGAUGACGAGCCAAGUCGGCAUGGGAUUUCCUGGGUUAGGUUUGCCUCUCUCUACCCAGGCGGGGAACUUGCCAGGGGCUGGUGUGGGGAUGCCAGGGCUUUCCAUGCUCCCUUUGAACCAGGGUUUACUGACACCUCAACAGCAACAGCAGAUAUUGGCCAUGGCAUCAAUGUUACAAGCCCAGGGGGCCAUGAUGCCACAGGCAACCAUGCCAGCAAUGAGUACAGGUCGUGGGGCUGCACCAUUUUUAUUCCCACCUAUGAUGAAUUAUCCCGGCAUGUCAAAUCCUAUGAUGCCUCAAAUGCAGCCGCUUGGGCGUGGGCAGCCAAACACAACUCCGGCAAAUCCAUUUAAUCCUGGUACAAAACCAACAGGAAAGUAACUUGUGUUGAACUUUUUGACUUCAUCAAGCUGACUUUUAAACGGAAAGAAGAGGUCAGGGGGACUCUUGCUACGUGGUGCUUCAAUUGCAUUUUGGAGAUAAGUUUGUUUGCAUUUGUUUUAUUAUGUGUCAACUCAGGGCAGUUUGUGUAUCAGAGAUAUGUGAUAGUAGUUGCUGCGAAAGCAUUUAUUAAAACAGUACUGGUAUGUGCAUCGCUUGUUAUAAAAACAAAACAUUAUGUUAUCCUGGCAAAUAUUUCCUCCGCACACUUCUCGCUUUUAUGUGCUGGGAUAUGUGUCUAAUUGUUGUUAAUUGGCCAGUAUUACGAAUUGUACAAAGGUGGAGAGAGAUCUGGCACUUAACUCUGUGUAGCACUGCAUCAAGGCUUUUUCUGUACUUAGUCUUUUAUUCGCAAUAACUUGAACCUGGUGUGAUGUUAUAUAUUGUCAAGUUUUACUGCUAAUGAUCGGGAGUAUUUUCUAUUGAUGUCCUGUGGGAGACCAGGCAUGCAUAUUCAGCAUAGGGGUUGGUUUUGUUUAAUAACUGUAAUUUUUAACUUGGUGUCCGUGUGUAGGCAUGAUAGCCAACAGAAUCUUGAGUUGUAUAUAAUUCUGCUGCAGAAUUUGUUCGUUUAACAUUUACGAUAGAUUUUAUCGAUGAAGUAUGAGCAAGGAUUAUAAAAUGCUCUUAGCUACCAGAACUGAACCUGUGGUCUUCAUGGUUCUAGCCUGUGCUUGCGUUGUUCCUUUCUGUCAAAUUCAUUCACUUCAUAUCUGUACAUCAGUGUUGUUAAUAAGAGA